Messenger RNA from Octopus bimaculoides (California two-spot octopus), 1865 nucleotides. RefSeq names its product G protein-coupled receptor kinase 1. Gene Ontology annotation, molecular function: ATP binding; G protein-coupled receptor binding; G protein-coupled receptor kinase activity. Gene Ontology annotation, biological process: G protein-coupled receptor signaling pathway; protein phosphorylation; regulation of signal transduction. NCBI's taxonomy places the organism in Eukaryota, Metazoa, Mollusca, Cephalopoda, Octopoda, Octopodidae. The record is from RefSeq and is a predicted model, not a curated record.
GGCACUAAUAUUCCAAUGUUUGUAUAUGAAUUUUUGUAUGUUAUUGCUUCCCUGUAUGAUACAAUAUCAUCUCUCUAUCUCCGUUUUUUUUCUUGCAGUGAUCGGUACACACGAUACUUACAAUGGAAAAACCUAGAGUUAAAUAUUAAUUUAACCAUGAAUGAUUUCAGUGUACAUAGGAUUAUUGGCCGGGGUGGAUUCGGAGAAGUAUAUGGGUGCAGGAAAGCAGAUACUGGUAAAAUGUACGCUAUGAAAUGCUUGGACAAGAAACGGAUUAAAUUGAAAACUGGAGAAACUUUAGCAUUGAAUGAAAGAAUUAUGCUUUCUCUCGUCAGUACAGGGGAGUGCCCCUUCAUCGUCUGCAUGACAUAUGCAUUUCAAACUCCAGAAAAACUAUGCUUCAUCCUCGACCUAAUGAACGGCGGAGAUCUGCACUAUCAUUUGUCCCAACACGGUGUGUUCUCAGAGCAAGAAGUAAGAUUCUAUGCUGCAGAAGUGAUCUUAGGUUUGGAACAUAUGCACGUACGAGGCGUCGUCUACAGAGAUCUUAAGCCUGCAAAUAUCCUGUUGGAUGAAUCAGGACAUGUGAGAAUAUCAGAUUUAGGGCUUGCCUGUGAUUUUUCAAAGAAGAAACCUCAUGCUAGUGUAGGAACCCAUGGUUACAUGGCUCCUGAAGUCUUAGCUAAAGGCGUUGCAUACGAUUCCAGUGCUGACUGGUUUUCCUUCGGAUGCAUGCUGUACAAACUACUAAAAGGCCACAGUCCAUUUAGGCAGCACAAGACCAAAGAUAAACAUGAAAUUGACCGAAUGACUAUGACAAUGAAUGUUGAACUGCCAGAUUCCAUGUCAUCAGAGAUGAAAUCCUUACUUGAAGGUCUUCUUAAGCGAGAUGUUGAAGAGAGAUUAGGAUGCACUGGGAAAGGUGCUGAAGAAUUGAAAGAAAACGCUUUCUUCAAAGACUUGGACUGGAACAAAGUGUACCAACUUCAUUACACACCGCCUCUCAUUCCUCCAAGAGGUGAAGUGAAUGCAGCAGAUGCUUUUGAUAUUGGCUCAUUUGAUGAAGAUGAUACAAAAGGAAUCAGGUUGUCAGAAUCUGACCAACAGCUGUAUGAGAACUUUACACUCACCGUGUCUGACCGAUGGCAACAAGAAAUUACAGAGACUGUCUUCGACACUGUCAAUGCCGAGACUGACAAGUUGGAAAUGAAGAAAAAACCAAAGAGAGAAGACCAAAUAGAAAAAGGUACAGAUGUGAUUGUGGAAGGAGAGAUCUUAAAGCUUGGUGGUCCGUUCUUAAAUUCGUGGCAAAAGAGGCACUUACGGCUCUACCCCAACCGUUUAGAAUUUUACCAGAAGAACCGAGAUGGCGGUAUACAGAAAAAUAAAGUAGAGCUUAUAACUAUGUACGACAUAAAAGAAGUCUGCCACGAAUUCCAGAAACUGAACAAAACAGACAACUGCAUUGUGAUGGUAUUAAAGAAUGAAACCAAGUUGGUAAUAACCUCCCCGGAUAAAGUGAUAAUACACCAGUGGAAGGAAGAGAUAUUAGGAGGGUUCCGGGCCUCCACGAAAAUGCAGUCGAAAAUGAACAAGAAGGCCAGUAAGCUUUACGGAGCUGACAUCCCAAUUGAACACAGGAAUAGCAAUGGCAGUUAGAAGCACUGUUCUCCUUAGCAAAAACGGCGGCGCUAGAGACUUCUAGAUUGGAAAUAAUGUUGCCAACCAUUUUUAAACCCAGUGCAAGGGGGGAGGGGAAGAGGGGGAUGUUGGUGUUAAUUCAUUUUUGACCUCCACCCCACCCCCCUUGUCUUUCCACAUCUCUUUCUUUCUCUUGCUCUCCCAUCACACCAAAGCAGCAAAAA